UCUCUGUUUUCUUUGUGUCUGUUUGUGUGUUUGUUUGAAAACGACAAUGGCGUCGACAAGCAUGGAAGUUGAGAAGAAGGUGAAGAAGAUGAUAAAGCUGAGGAGCUCAGACGGUGACACGUUCGAGGUGGAAGAGAACGUGGCCAUGGAGUCUUGGAAAAUAAAGAAAAACAUGAUGAUCCAAGAAUACAACUGCGCCGGCGAGCCUGUAAUCCCAUUGCCGAUCAUACCAAGCAACAUUCUCGCACGAGUCAUCGAGUACUGCAAGAAACAUGCCUCCGAGUCCCAUGGUGAGUCACUCACCGCCUGGGACGCCGAGUUCGUCAACCUCGACAACAACACGCUCUACGAGCUCUGUGUGGCAGCCACCUAUCUGGACAUUAAGGGUUUGGUUAGAUUAACCUUGAAGAACAUGAGGGGAAUGACUUUAGAACAGUCCAAUACGUUGUCGGAUUUACGGUGGAAGAAUAUUAAGGACGUAAUGAGGGCACUGAAGGAUUCUCAAGACAUUCAAUAUUUUAAUAUAGAAGAAGAACUAGUGAGGGUGUUAGCAAUGAGAACUAGUGAGGAAUUGAGAAUAGACUUGAACUUUCCAUUUGCAUAAAAAUUACAUGAAUGCUGAUGCAAUGCGAGGGUUUAACUUUUGUUUUGUCUCAAGUACUAUUUUAAUUAAGAUUU
Quercus lobata is the source of this 678-nucleotide messenger RNA. RefSeq names its product SKP1-like protein 4. The record is from RefSeq and is a predicted model, not a curated record. Gene Ontology annotation, biological process: ubiquitin-dependent protein catabolic process. The transcript is spliced from 2 exons. Bases 47 to 604 code for a protein of 185 amino acids. Lineage: Eukaryota; Viridiplantae; Streptophyta; Magnoliopsida; Fagales; Fagaceae.